Molecule: messenger RNA, 2225 nt
Organism: Geodia barretti
Lineage: Eukaryota; Metazoa; Porifera; Demospongiae; Tetractinellida; Geodiidae
Source: the annotation of a GenBank genome assembly
AUAUAGACUCCGUUGUUACUACGUCAUAACCAUGGCAACGACUUACUAAUCAACAAUUCCCUUCUCCGCGCCGCGUGUGCAUGCUGAGCGCGCGCGAAAAGAGGAAGAACACUGAGAGACUUAUUACCACGGAACACUGCACUUCAGUGUUAUUCUCGCUGUCCUUCUAAUUCUUGACUCCAGCCAGGGAGCAGAGUCAGAGCUUGGCCCAUGGAUCACUACGAGCGGCUGGUUGCUCGGUGUGUGGAGGCACUGGCCACCUUUGACCCCAGCAGUACCAGUGUGGAAGAUCACCUGGAGAGAUUUCUGGUGUCCUCAGAGAAGAUGGGAGAGGGGGAGGAGGAGGAGGAGGAGGUGACGUUUGUGAGGGAAGUGGUGGCUGGCUGCGUCAGAUACCAGCAGCUCAUUAAGGUGGUUGUGAGUGGCUUCUAUCGGAGUCCCCAAGGCCGUAGCUGCCUCAGAGCUGACUCGUGUCUCUAUAAUGUGGUGUGUUACCUCCUCUUGUUCAGACUCCAAGAGAUUGGUCCGGCUCAGUGGAGGAGACUUGUUCUCUCUCUCAACACCACCAAGAUGUACAAGUUCCUCAGUCUCACUCUGAGUGAAGAUAACCUCAAUGGCUGGAUCACUUCUGAGUGGUACAAGGUCUAUGACAGAGAGUUUGUGGACAGAUCAAUUCUCUCUCCAUUGAAAAGCUCCCAUGAUGAACUGCUGACUCUUGUUAGAGAGUUGGAGGAGCAUUUGGCCAACAAGACACAGUCCAAACCUGCCCCUAAACCUCCCACUGAGGUGGCUCCAUUCAACCUGACCAAACCCCAGCCUCGCUCCCUCCCCACUCCUGAGAAGAUCCCUGGCCUCAAGCCCCACAGACCAGUUCCUGUGUCCACAUACACUAGACCUGCUGAGCAGGAGAAACUGGCUGAGGCUUUUAGGAGCAACAGACUGAUAGCCGAGACAACCCUGGAAGAGGCUCGCAGGACUCAGUUUGCAUGUGCCACUGCUGAGAAAUCUGAAAAGACUAAAGCCAGAAUGGAGGAGAUAGUUGUGAGGAGAGUGGCAGAGUAAGUCACACACACCUGGGUCUGUCUGUUCCCUAACCAUGUGGUUUACCUCACUCUGUUGAGCCAAACGAGUUUUAAGACUCCAGUUCAGACCAAGGAGACCAGAGCCAGUCCCAGUCUCAGUGCUGGAGGAGGGACCUCCUGUCAAGAUGAACACUGCUGCUGUACUCAGGGAGGGAGCCAGAGUACAGAAUGAACUGCUCCUGCAAGAAAAGAGGCUGGCAAGUCUGGAGGCAGGAGAGAAGGACUCGGGGGAGUUCACUCGCUGGCAGGAGGACAUGAAACAGAGAGAGGCAGCAGAGAGAGAGACUGAGGUGGAGAGACGACAUCUGGAGGCCAGACUCAGCUACGAGGAUGCCAUCAUUGCCAAAGAGAGCCACCUGAGACAUGUUCAACAGAGGGCCCAGGCCAUGAAGGAAGAGUCUCAGAGCCUGAUGCAGGCCUACUUUGCUGAGAGAGAGGAGGAGAGGAGAGAGAUGAGGAGGCUGGUGGAGGCAGCUGCCGGUCAGAACGCUGCAAAAGAGGCUCGGGCUCAGCUACAGGCCAUGAAGAAGAGCAUAGUUGAGGCAGUAUCGGAGGAGAGCAGGUCUCUGAUGGCGCGGGCUCUGGAGGAGGCAGAGGAGGAGAUGCAGUGCAAGGCGGAGCUGAUCCGCCAGAUCAGAGCCAUGGAGAGGGUCCACGUGCCCAGGACCAAACUAGUGGACCUGACCCAGACCGGGGGACAAGGUCUGCUGGUAGAGAUGUCUGUGGCUGAACUGAGGGAGAGACUGGGUCUCCUGAGAGUGGCUGAGGCCCAGGAGGAGGAGAGGAGGAGGAGGGACAUUGCUACCUCGAAACAGGCCAAGGAGAGACUCAUCUCUGAGACAAAGGAGUCCAUUUCUCGUCACCGUCAGGAGAAGAGCAAGGAGACACUCAACAGGCAGGAGAGAGAUGGAGAUGUGUUCAGCAGACAUCGCAGCCAGCUGAGGCAGAAGACUGUAAACCAUCUCCAGGACAGACUCCAGGCCAGGAGGAAAGAGAGGGAAAGACUGCAGUCAGAGAGCCAAGUGAGGAAGGGAGGCGGGGCUGCUAGAUCUCAGGCUGACAGCACCACUGACACUUCUCAAUCCAUUACAUCCACUCUACUGCAUUGCUAACAUUGUACUGUGAUGUAACAUAGUUUUACUC